UCUGUAGCUAAAAACGUUCUUUGAGGUCUCACUCACUCUCUCUCUCUCUCCCGAGAGAUCGAUCAAAAAACAGAAAAUCAAAGCCUAUCACCGAUGCCGCCACCAACGCCCCUGAGCAGCGCCUCCGCCGCGCUCCGGCGGCGGCUGCAGCAGUCCCUGCGGACCCGCGGCGGCGCGGAGUCCGGGCCGAGCCGGUGGACGAGCCCCGGCCACGAGGAGAGGCCGAAGGGGUACCUCUUCAAUCGGACCCCUCCGCCCCCGGGCCAGUCCCGCAAGUGGGAGGACUGGGAGCUCCCCUGCUACGUCACCAGCUUCCUCACUAUCGUCAUCCUCGGCGUCGGCCUCAACGCCAAGCCCGAUCUCACCAUCGAAACCUGGGCCCACGAAAAAGCCCUCGAGCGCCUCAAGAUCGAAAACUCCCUCGCCGCCGCCGCAACCAAUAACAACAGCGAGUCGUCGUCCUACGACGAAUCGGACUGAGUCGACUCGGAUCCGUCCAUGUUAGGUUUUGUUAAAGGAAAAACAAAAAAGGUUUCUUCGCUGUAAUAAGGGUAUACAACUCUUGGAAUUUGAACUCCUUGGUUACUCUUAUUUUUCUUCUGUGUUUUGAAUUUUGAAUUGUGAUGAUGAUGAUGAGAUUGUUGACUCGCUUGAUAUUGUUGUUAUUGACUCUUUCUUGAAUGUGGAUAAGGCGUUCUGCGUUA
This is a messenger RNA of Glycine soja, 704 nucleotides long. RefSeq lists its product as uncharacterized. Bases 94 to 480 code for a protein of 128 amino acids. The transcript has a single exon. Lineage: Eukaryota; Viridiplantae; Streptophyta; Magnoliopsida; Fabales; Fabaceae. The record is from RefSeq and is a predicted model, not a curated record.